UCCGUCUGUUUAAGUCAUCAGGUCCUGCCUUUCCAGCAUCUGGGAAUUGAACGCUGUAAAUCCAUCUACUUUUUAAAAUUCUCUGCAUAAAUUUCAAAGGACUGUAACUUGUUGCCUGCUUCAAGUCAAGCGGAAAACUAAGAUUCUUCAAUCCAAACAGCGGGGGUUGGUGUUUCAUUAUGUUCUCUUAUGUCUCUGGAAGAAGAGUCCUAAGCAUGGUGUCUCCAAGGCUGUUGACAUUUCUGCUUCUAACUCAAGUAUUUGGACAAGCCCAACGAAUGACUCAAGAUGCUUUGCUGAUGCAAUACAUUGAGAGGCGCAUCAUGAUUCUCGAGGACAGGCUAGAGAAAUGCAACCAAGACAUGAACAAGUAUGUCAGGGAGUUCCGAGAGUUCCGGAAAGAAAUCAUGUUCCGUUUGGACGGACUGAAUAUUUACAAAUCCGAGUUCAAGAAUGAGGUGGAGGUUCUGGGAUCCAGAAUUGAAAGGAUUGAAAAAGACAUUGAUUAUCUGGAGGCCCAACAACCUACACAACCAUGCCUGGAGAUUGACGAAAAGCUGGCUGAAGAGGAGGUCCAGCAAGAGCAGAAGAAAAAAGCCAAGUUCCGCAUGUCUUCAGAUUGCGAUAGUCUGCUCACGGGCAUCAAGUCUCUGAAGAUUGUGAAGAAAGCGGGUGACGUUCAGGGUUCCUGGAUAAAGGACCCAGCCCGGGAUUUCCAGAAGAUUUAUUUCUUCAGCGGGACCAGCGGCAGCUCACUCAUGGAGUUCACCGGGAUCAAGGCCUUUACUGAAAGCUCCAGGAGGCAGGCACCCAAGAGGUUGACCCUGCCUGUGGCUUGGCAGGGGACGGGACAUGUGGCGUACAAUGGCUUCCUCUACUUCCAUUCCAACGGCACGCUCAACCAGAUCAUCAAGUACAACAUCCGGAACGAGACGGUCAGCGACCGCAUGCUCCUUCAGGGCGCCGGUCGGGUUCCGGCCUAUCAGCUCUCGCCCUACACCUUCAUCGACCUGGCAGUGGAUGAGCAGGGCCUCUGGGCUAUCCACGCUGAGCCCGAGGACAACGGUGACGGGACCAUCGUGGUCACCAAGAUCGACCAGGGCAGCCUGGCGGUGGAGCACUCCUGGGACACCUCGUGCUCCAGCAAGGGGGCCGAGGCAGCCUUCAUGCUCUGCGGCACCCUCUACGUGGUCUACAACACCCACCACGGGGGCCGGUCCCACAUCCAGUGCCUCUACGACGUGACUGAUGUGGUGACAAGCGCUGAGCUCCCGGUCCUCUACUUCCCUAAGCGCUAUGGCAGGCAUUCCAUGAUCCACUACAACCCUCGGGAGCAACAGCUCUAUGCUUGGGACGAUGGCUAUCAGACGAUCUACAAGCUCAUCACAAAAAAGAAGCUCGAAAGCUCUCCGGCUUUCAAGUAACUUCCAACUUACCGUUACACGCGCUUACGUGAAGUGGCCCAAAUUACUGACCAAUGGCCAUCAUGCUUCUGACAAUCACUUUCGUAUAACUCCUCAGACCUGCAAUCCUUGCAAAAUUAUUCAUUAGUUGUGCAGCUUUAUACCUUUAAUUCAUUCACAACCCAUCCCUUGUUUAUGAUGCACUAGUUAGGAGUCUGAUGUAAUGCCCUCCACUGGACGGGUGCAGUACCCAACGGCUCUCGAGGAGCUCGACGCCGUCCAGGAUGAAGCAGCCCGCUCGAUCGGCGCCCCUUCCACCACCUUGUAUAUUCACUCCCUCCGCCACUGACUCGCGGUGUGUGAUGUCUGCAAAACGCACCGUGGUUACUCAUCCAGGCGACACCUGACAAAUCCGUGACCUCCACCACUGAGAAGAGCAAAGACACCUCCUGCCAGUUACACACCAAUGAGAACCUGGAAACGUAACGCCAUAUCUUCGACGUCACUGGGUCUGAAUCGUGGAACACCCUCCCCUACAGCACACCACACAAUCGCCACACAGACUGCAGCGGUCCAAGAAGGUGGUUCAUCCUUGCUCCUCAAGGAGCUUGGACAAUAAAUGUGGACCACA
Pristis pectinata (smalltooth sawfish) is the source of this 2034-nucleotide messenger RNA. It is a transcript of the gene olfml1, whose product is annotated as olfactomedin-like 1. Gene Ontology annotation, biological process: signal transduction. The transcript is spliced from 3 exons. The record is from RefSeq and is a predicted model, not a curated record. The coding region runs from base 180 to 1424 and encodes 414 amino acids. NCBI's taxonomy places the organism in Eukaryota, Metazoa, Chordata, Chondrichthyes, Rhinopristiformes, Pristidae.